Chaetura pelagica (chimney swift) is the source of this 1926-nucleotide messenger RNA. It is a transcript of the gene DYTN, whose product is annotated as dystrotelin. The record is from RefSeq and is a predicted model, not a curated record. Lineage: Eukaryota; Metazoa; Chordata; Aves; Apodiformes; Apodidae. Gene Ontology annotation, biological process: synaptic signaling. The transcript has 14 exons. Gene Ontology annotation, molecular function: zinc ion binding. The coding region runs from base 1 to 1926 and encodes 641 amino acids. Gene Ontology annotation, cellular component: plasma membrane.
AUGGAUCCAGACUUGCAGGAGGCUUUCAGUGAUGUUCAGAGCUCUGUCUACAGAACAGCCCUAAAACUACGCUCAGUACAAAGUCUGUGCCAGUUGGAUUUGAUUGAUGUUUCUCUGAUUCAGCACAUCCUAUCAAGUGCUAUCAAGCAGGUCUCUCUGAAAGUGCAGCAGAUCUCUGGAAUGCUGAUGAUACUAUUCCAAAGGACAAGAUUAGAAAAACCAGGCCAGAUCGAUCCAAGAGCUGCCAAAUUCACACUGAGCCUGCUAGCUGCAAUGUAUGACAGAUCUGGAACAGGUUAUAUCAAAACUAAAUCUGCUGCAGCUGCCCUAAUUGCCCUUUCAGGAGACGCCCUACUGGCUAAAUACAGAGCUUUCUUCCAGUUUUAUGCUGUCCCUGAUGGGAAUGUGGCCUUGAUUACCCGUAGUGCCCUGAGAAGCCUACUAACAGACUUAAAUCAGAUCCCAGCCGUUGUGGGAGAAAGCUGCACUCUGUCUUGUGUGGAAAUUGCUAUUCACAGCUGUUUCCAUGGGGUUCUGAAUUCAGCAAUUAUAGAAGAAAAAUUCCUGUCUUGGCUGAUAUCAGAGCCAGCUGUUCUCCUGUGGCUCCCUACAAUCUACAGGUUAUCAGUUGCAAAAAUGGUUUCUCACCAAGCUAGAUGUAGAAUCUGCAAAAUUUUCCCCAUUACAGGCCUCAGGUAUCGCUGUAUGAAGUGCCUCAAUUUUGACCUUUGCCAAGAGUGCUUUUUCACUGGCCGUCUCAGGAAGCCACAUAAGAGGUCACAUCCUGUUGUGGAACACUGUGUGCAGAUGUCAGCAAAGGCGAAUGCAAAGCACUUUCUCCACACCAUCAGGAACAACCUGUUUCAAAAACACUGCAGGAAAAAGGAGGCUCAGAGAAGGAGGGCUUUGGAAAUAAUGGAGGAGAGGAACUUCCCUACUCACAAAAAGACUGUUACCCCAGAACUCAGUGCUUCACCACUACCUGGCCCUGAAAACCUGUCUUUCCCUGUGGACAUACCAGACCAGGAAUCACCCAAAUUCAUAUCCGAAAACAGAACUGUAAUGCCGAAGAGUGAGAAUAACAACAAGAGACCACAGCAAGGCAAGACAAAAGCUCAGGAAAUAGCCUCUUUUGAAGAAGCUGUGAUAAAUAUGCAUGAAUCCAUGAAAAGCAUUCACAGUGAGAGCAGGUAUAUGAAGAAGCAGUUCAACACAUGGAAGGACAAAAUGCAAUUUCUUUACAACUGCCAGGAAGAUAAAAGCUGCAAAAUAGAGGCAAAGCUCCAAAGCCUGAGAGCAAGCCAUGAAAACCUACAAAUGAAGCUGCAACAAAUGAAGGAAGAAAUAAAGACAAUGUUACAGUCAUCAGAAUGUCAGAAUAUGAUGCCAAGAAAUCCUUAUGUCAUGCUGGAAAGGAGAAUGCAAGGUGUAUUAAAUCCUGCCCAGAUAAGGCCUGCUUCCAGAACAUGUGCAGACUGGAGAUCUUUGAAUCACCCCAACUCUGCCAAUAGAACGGAGCUUUUACAGACUCUUGAGAUUCCCACUGCAGAGGACUUCGUGUUUUCAGAAGGCACACAGAUGUCAGUGGCUUUGCAAAGUGACGCACCUUUUAUGAGACAGUAUAAAAUAGCAAAAGGGACUCAAACAUAUUUAUCUGAACUGACAGAAAGCUCCCUCAGCGGCACCAUGAGGAAUACAGUUCUUACUCCCACUGCAGUGCAGAUGCCACCUGAGGAGACAGAUGUCAGUGAGGAACUGGAACUGGAACUGCAGCAGCUAGUGAUAAAACUGAAGGAUGCAUUGUCGCUCCAAGCCCAACCAGCUCAACAGUCUGCUUUGCAACAGGAGUUCUUCUCUACAGCUGAACAUGUAUGCAGAUCCUUUUCUGAUCUCAUCAACCAAGUAACUUCACCAGCUUGUAAAUGA